AUGACUGUUCCUUAUCUGAAUUCAAGCAGAAAUGUCACAUCUUACUUACAAACACAUUCACAUCAAGAAAAGACUUUAAAAGAAAGAUUUAGCGAAAUCUACCCUAUUCAUGCUCAAGACGUAAGGCAAUUCGUGAAAGAGCAUGGAAAGACAAAAAUCAGCGAUGUUCUAUUAGAGCAAGUAUAUGGUGGUAUGAGAGGUAUUCCGGGAAGUGUAUGGGAAGGUUCCGUCUUGGACCCAGAAGAAGGUAUUCGCUUCAGAGGCCGUACUAUUGCUGAUAUUCAAAAGGACUUGCCAAAGGCGAAGGGAAGCUCACAACCAUUACCAGAAGCUCUAUUUUGGCUAUUGUUAACCGGCGAAGUUCCAACUCAAGCGCAAGUGGAGAAUCUAUCAGCUGACUUGAUGUCGAGGUCCGAAUUACCUAGUCAUGUUGUUCAGCUUUUAGACAAUUUGCCAAAGGAUCUACAUCCAAUGGCUCAAUUUUCGAUCGCUGUAACUGCUCUAGAAAGCGAAUCCAAGUUUGCCAAGGCUUAUGCCCAAGGAAUAUCCAAGCAGGACUAUUGGAGUUACACUUUUGAAGACUCACUAGAUUUGCUGGGGAAAUUGCCAGUUAUUGCAGCUAAGAUUUAUCGUAAUGUCUUCAAGGAUGGUAAAAUGGGCGAAGUAGACCCAAAUUCCGACUGUGCCAAGAAUCUAGUCAACCUAAUUGGUUCGAAAGACGAAGAUUUCGUAGACUUGAUGAGACUUUAUUUGACUAUACAUUCAGAUCACGAAGGUGGUAAUGUGUCUGCUCAUACAUCUCAUCUCGUCGGUUCUGCAUUAUCAUCACCUUAUUUAUCCCUUGCAUCAGGGUUGAACGGGUUGGCUGGUCCACUACAUGGGCGUGCUAAUCAAGAAGUGCUAGAAUGGUUAUUUUCACUUAAAGAGGAAGUAGAUGAUGACUACUCUAAAGAAACAAUCGAGAAAUAUCUAUGGGAUACUUUAAAUGCAGGAAGAGUAAUUCCUGGCUAUGGACACGCUGUGUUGAGGAAGACUGAUCCACGUUACAUGGCUCAACGUGAAUUUGCUUUGGAGCAUUUUCCAGACUAUGAAUUAUUCAAGUUGGUCUCAUCAAUAUAUGAAGUAGCUCCACGCGUAUUAACCGAGCACGGAAAGACCAAAAAUCCAUGGCCAAAUGUGGACGCUCACUCCGGUGUUCUAUUACAAUAUUACGGUUUAAAAGAGUCUUCAUUCUAUACUGUUUUAUUCGGUGUUUCAAGAGCGUUUGGUAUUCUUGCUCAGUUGAUUACUGAUAGAGCCAUCGGAGCUUCCAUUGAAAGGCCCAAGUCUUACUCUACUGAGAAAUACAAGGAAUUGGUCAAGAACAUUGAAAGCAAACUAUAA
Molecule: messenger RNA, 1383 nt
Organism: Saccharomyces mikatae IFO 1815
Lineage: Eukaryota; Fungi; Ascomycota; Saccharomycetes; Saccharomycetales; Saccharomycetaceae
Gene: CIT2
Product: citrate (Si)-synthase CIT2
Exons: 1
Coding region: 1-1383 (460 amino acids)
Biological process (GO): tricarboxylic acid cycle; citrate metabolic process; carbohydrate metabolic process
Cellular component (GO): mitochondrial matrix
Source: RefSeq, a predicted model, not a curated record